AUGUUUCUGACUCUAUAUCCAUUUUUUCCUUCAGACCAACUGAAGAUCACUAACUUAAGACUGAACUUCACCAAACUUCACACACUUGGAGACACCCUGGUGGACAACAGAGCUGAAAUUAAAGAGAAAUACUACUACUCCAUAUACGAACUUGUUGUACGUGGAAACUGCUUUUGCUAUGGCCACGCCUCUGAGUGUGCACCCAUUGAAGGCAUCAGGGACGACAUAGAAGGAAUGGUUCAUGGCAGAUGUGUGUGUAACCAUAACACAAAAGGUUUGAACUGUGAGAAAUGUGGUGACUUCUACAAUGACCAGCCUUGGAGGCCAGCUGAGGGCCGCAACACACACGCUUGCAAGAAGUGUGACUGCAGCGACCAUUCAGAUAAGUGUCACUUUGACAUGGCUGUCUAUUUGGCCACUGGAAACACGAGUGGAGGGGUGUGUGAAGACUGCCAGCACAACACAAUGGGCCGAAAUUGUGAGCUUUGCAAACCGUUCUUCUACAAAGAUCCCACAAGGCACAUAAGAGACCCCCGUGUUUGCAUAGCUUGUGAUUGUGACCCAGAUGGCUCAGAGAAUGGAGGACUGUGUGACAGCCACACUGACCCGUCGCUCGGCAUGGUGGGAGGCCAGUGCCGUUGCAAGCUUAAUGUAGAAGGGCCACGCUGCGACAAGUGCAAGACCGGCUUCUUUGGCCUGAGUGCCAACAACCCUGUGGGAUGCCAACCUUGUCAAUGCGACUCCAGAGGAACCGUGUUGAGCAGCUCCAUGUGUGACCCAUUCAGUGGAGACUGCAUCUGCAAGCGACUUGUCAUUGGACGCUUCUGUGACCAGUGUCUAUCCGAACACUGGGGGCUGAGUCACGACCUGAACGGAUGCAGAGGUUGCGAAUGUGAUAUUGGAGGGGCGCUCGACAACCAAUGCUCCAUGGAUAGUGGUCAGUGUCGCUGCCGCAGUCACAUAAUGGGACGCGAUUGCACACAGGUGGAGUCUGGAUAUUUUUUUAUGGCUCUGGAUCACUUCGUUUAUGAAGCUGAAUUUGCUCAAAUGGGGCAGGGUUGCACCUUAGAGACCAGGGAACAUCAGCCCGGUCGCCCCGCUCAGUGGACAGAUAUCGGCUUCGCUCAGGUCCCUCAAGGCGGCACUUUGGAGUUUCUGAUAAAUAACAUACCUUACUCUAUGGAAUAUGAUUUAGUCAUCCGCUACGAAUCCCAGAUGCCCCGGGACUGGGAGGAGGUGCAGAUAACUGUGAUCCGUCCAGGUUCCAUUCCCACCAGCAGCCCUUGUGGGAACACCAUCCCAGAUGACGACAGACUCACCGUCCCUCUGCCAGCCGGAGCCAGGUUUGUGGUUCUUCCUCAGCCAGUGUGUUUGGAGAGAAGUGUGACAUACUCCCUCCGCUUGGAGUUCACACGUUAUCAAGAUGCUAACAGCAUCCUCAACGGAGCAGACUACGCUGUCAUCCUCAUAGACUCUAUUGUGCUGAUGCCGCGUCACUCCUCCAUGGAGAUGUUCAACACUGGGGAUCUUGCCUCAAACGUCAGGAAGCAGACCUUUGAGCGGUACCGGUGCCAGGAGGGAGCAAGGAGUGUGAUCCGCCCACAGAUCAGCGAUACCUGUGCUAAACUCAUCAGCAGCAUGUCAGCCGUUAUUAAUGAUGGAGCCUUGGCUUGCAACUGUGACCCUCAGGGGUCCAUCAGCUCCCUUUGUGAUCCCCGUGGAGGCCAGUGUCGCUGCAGGUCCAACAUCAUUGGUCGGCGCUGUGACAAGUGUGCACCGGGAACUUACGGCUUCGGUCCCUCGGGCUGCAUACCAUGCGAGUGCAGCUCAGAGGGGUCAGUGACUCGACUCUGUGACAAGUACACCGGGCAGUGCCAGUGCCGGCCCGGGGCGUUUGGUCAGAGGUGCGACGGGUGUCAGGCGGGUCACUGGGGCUUUCCCAGCUGCCGACCCUGCCAAUGUAACGGACAUGCCAACCACUGUGACCAGAGAAGUGGAGUCUGCAUCAACUGCAGGGACAACACCGGAGGGGACAGUUGUGACAGGUGGCUUUCCAGAAUACAUUUGGUUAAAACUUUAUUUGAAUGAAUUAUGCAAUGCAGUAAAAUGUUAUGUACACCACUUACAGAGCAAGAGAUCAUUUUGAACUAA
Molecule: messenger RNA, 2151 nt
Organism: Poecilia latipinna (sailfin molly)
Lineage: Eukaryota; Metazoa; Chordata; Actinopteri; Cyprinodontiformes; Poeciliidae
Product: laminin subunit beta-1-like
Exons: 13
Coding region: 1-2088 (695 amino acids)
Biological process (GO): animal organ morphogenesis; substrate adhesion-dependent cell spreading; tissue development
Cellular component (GO): laminin trimer
Source: RefSeq, a predicted model, not a curated record